AUGCCUCCUGGGAGUGAAGCGAUAGUACCUGUGAGGGACAAGUUGAAGAUGGACAGCGAGUACUUGUCACUCAUGGAGGAACUGGGAGAGUCCACUCCGAAACCAGUGGGUGCAGACAUAAACACCAGCAAUAUCAAGCAAGAGAACACUCCCCCACCAAGUGGUCCUAGACCAGGUGGAUACAGACCAGGAGCACCCCCUCACCCAAGUGCAUGGGGACCAAAUCCUCCCCCAGGUAUGGGAGGACCGCCACCCCCGGGAUUCCGAGGACCACCACCUCCAGGUGCGUGGGGACCCCCACCUCCUCCUGGACCAUACGGUCAUGGUCCACCACCAGGACCGCCGCCUCCUGGAUACAUAGGACCACCACCUCCAGGUCCUCCGCAUGGAUACGGAUACCCACCACCAGGACCCCCUUAUGGAGGACCAUAUCACAUGGGGGGACCUCCUCCACCACAUGGAGUGAUGCCCCCACCCAACGGAGCCCCGCCUAGAGGACAUUGGGGACCACCUCCCAUGAACAACGGCAUGGCUCCCCCACCACCUCCACCGAUGGGAGGAGGGGGACCCCAUCAUCAGAACCCCUACGGAGCACCACCGCCUCCUCCGCCACCGAGAUAAAAAGAAAAGAAACUCGUAGUUUGGAUGGAAUUUUAUGUAUAGACUAUUUUUACAUGUGACUGAACCGAUAUGUAUUCACUUGUUUGCUGAGUUUUGAUAUUGUAUGUGCAUCAAAUUAAACUUCGUAUUGUUC
Messenger RNA from Symsagittifera roscoffensis, 754 nucleotides. Its product is annotated as basic proline-rich protein-like. The record is from RefSeq and is a predicted model, not a curated record. The transcript has 3 exons. Lineage: Eukaryota; Metazoa; Xenacoelomorpha; Acoela; Convolutidae. The coding region runs from base 1 to 621 and encodes 206 amino acids.